Molecule: messenger RNA, 3526 nt
Organism: Mizuhopecten yessoensis (Yesso scallop)
Lineage: Eukaryota; Metazoa; Mollusca; Bivalvia; Pectinida; Pectinidae
Product: general transcription factor IIF subunit 2-like
Exons: 8
Coding region: 21-836 (271 amino acids)
Biological process (GO): transcription by RNA polymerase II; transcription initiation at RNA polymerase II promoter
Cellular component (GO): transcription factor TFIIF complex
Source: RefSeq, a predicted model, not a curated record
UCCACAUACAAAGCGGCACCAUGCAAGAGGCAGGCUUUGAGCGGGCCCAUGUUCCUAGAGAUGUAGACGUUGCGGCAGCUGCUAGAGGAGUUUGGCUUGUCAAAGUCCCGAAGUAUCUGUCUGAAAAGUGGAAGAAAAACUCAGGGAAUAGCGAUGUUGGAAAACUGAAAAUAACUACAUCUAAAUUUCCUGAUCAAAAACCCAAUGUGGUGUUCACAUUGAACGACAGUCUUGCCAACCAGAAGGUGCCAGGAGAACAGCCAUGUCCCAAAGAACACAAGAUGAAGCUCACUGGACUGGGAAACCAGAACCUUGUUAUAUUCUCACAAAUCCCUUUGUCUGGAAAAAAAGAAGGAGAAGCAGGAACGUCGGAGUCCAUGCCCCUAGAGAAAAUUGCCCUAGAGGGUCGAGUCAUUCAGAGGGCAGAGUGUACUCCAUUAAUCAAAGACAAUAAAUAUCUGGACCUGAAAAGACUUCAAACAGAGGUGACCAACCGUCCGAAGAGAGAAGUCAUACAGAUUGACACUGUAGUUGCAUCAUACAAGCCUGUCAGUAAUCACAAGUUCAAUGUUAUGCAUGACGAGAAGGUGAAGAAUGAAGGCAAACGUCUGCGGGCGGACAAGGACAAAGUUAUGGAUAUGCUCUUCAAUGCCUUUGAAAAACAUCAGUAUUACAAUGUAAAAGAUCUGGUGACUCUGACAAAGCAGCCUAUUACAUAUCUGAAGGAGAUAUUGAAAGAGAUAUGUACUUAUAACAUGAGAGCUCCUCACCGCAACAUGUGGGAAUUAAAACCAGAGUACAGACACUACAAGGAGCAAGGACCAUCAGAUGGAUAAUAGCUCUCCGCCACAACCACAUUUAGCUUGUUUCCAUCAUAGCAGCUCCCCACGGUGACAAGAAUUGGCUUGUUGCCAUCAUAGCAGCUCUCCAUGGUAACAAGAUUUGGCUUGUUGUCAUCAUAUCAGCUCUCCAUGGUAACAAGAUUUGGCUUGUUGCCAUCAUAGCAGCUCUCCAUGGUAACAAAAUUUGGCUUGUUGCCAUCAUAUCAGCUCUCCAUGCUUUCUAUGGUAAGAAGACUUGGAUUGUUGCCAAUAAAGCCCACUCCAUGGCAUUUAGAGUGUGCUUGCUGCAAACAUAGUAGCUAUCCACAGAAACUAAACUGGGAUUGUUGUGAAUUUAACAUCUCUCUAAUGCAACAACUUGCUUUGUCAAUGAAGCACUUUCCCACAGCAACUUGACUUAGCUUGCUGGUAAUUAAGCAACUGUCAAAGUCAACGAGGCUUGGCUGGACAUUUUGAAGCAGCUUUCCAACUUAACCCUUUCACCCCUAUGUAAUUUUAGUAGACUCUACCAUGCAUUGAUCUGGCUGAGUCUAUUAUUGUCUACAGUGGUGAAAGGGUAAAUGAGUCUUGGCUUGUUGCCAGUACAGCAGUUUUCUACCACAAUGUUAUAGUUUAACUUAUACCCGGUACAAAACUUUUACAGAACUUCUCUUUCAUGACCAGGCCUGGAUUGUGCAUGUAUAGACACAGUAAACUUUUGAUAUAGUUAGAUAAUUGAAGAUCUAUGUUUGUGAGUUGAAAUCAGAUAUUUUAAUACUAUAUGUUUCCAGUUAAGCAUUUAGGUAAAUAUAAUGACAGUAAAAAGAUGAUAGAUAUAUUGGAACAUAGUAUUUCAACUUCUUGGUUGCAGCGGGACUGUUGAAAGCAAGAUGUCAAAUCAACAAAUUUAACUUCAGUUUAGAAUGGUUGAUGACUCAUUAUUUGUCAUUAGAUUUGCUGCUAAAGAAAGCUGUUUUCUUGCAUGUACACCUGUAUAUGGUGUAUCCUAUUCUCAAAAUUAUCCUUUCUUGAAAUUUUGUUAAUGCUUAAAUCAUUUUGUGUCAAACAUUGUUAAUACAUUAAGCCCACCUCAGUUAAAUUUUUAAUUGCACUACUGACAAGAAUGUUGUUCACUGUUGUUCUAAAAUGUUCAAAUUUGAUAAAAAAAAAAUCACUUUCAAGUUAGAUAACAAAUUCAAUGUGAGUUCGAGAAAACUGACAUGGUUUAAUACAUUAGUUAUAUGAUCAAACAUUUUCAAGGGUCCUGGAUGCAAAUUUAUAAACAUGCAUUACAUUAAGAUAUCGGGAAAUUGUCAUUACAAACAACUGAAGCAUUGUGCAUGUGGACUCAUCAUAUUUUUACCUGAUAAAGUAUUGAAAAAAAUAUUUAGCCACAAUUGAUCGUAUUUAACAGGACACCGUUAGAUAUCCUGUAUGUAGUUGGUCACAGAUCAACAUUGUUUUAACCCUUUCACCACUGUAGACCAUAAUCGACUCAUCCAGAUCAGUGGUAGAGUCUACUAAAGUGACCUAGGGGUGCAAGGGUUAACUAAGUAAAGUGUAAAACGUGUGUUUUGUUAUUGAAUUGGUGCAGUUAUUCAUUUCUUUGACAUCCAUUCACCUCAUGUUUUAGGCAAUGUCAUACAUGUAGGUACACAGCUAUUUCAGAAUUAUAACCACAUACAAAAACGUACCAAAACAAAAUUACUCUUUAUCUUUUGUCAAGGAAAUCUCCUGUUUAUAAAUAAGCCAUGACAACAGAUUGUAAAGGAUGGAUAAAAUAUGGUGUCAAAUAUGGAUAUGGAAGUGAAAAAAUGUAAGAAAGGGAAAGAUAUUGCUGUGUUGGAUGUUAUAUAUAUUGGGGUGUCGGAUAGAAGUGUUACUUGUAUUGACACUAGAUUGUAAGUGGUCUGUUGUAUAUAUACUGAGGCAUGUAAGUGUAUUUAAUAUACAUGAGUAUAUAAUAGUUUUACAGUGAUGAAUGAGAGUAUUUGUAGUACAUGAUGGUUGUAUGUUACUUUGUUUAAAAAUUUGUACGUUGAUGUGACUUCCUUUGUAAGAUAUUUUUAUGUACAACAUUGAGAGUAUAUUUACUUACAGUCUAUCUCAUUUCAAUAGGUUUCUGUAUUGUUCAUAGCAUGAACUGAAUAUCAACCAUUUUUUUUCCAAAUAAUAACUUGUUUUACUCAGUUUAUUGAUUUCUCAAAAAAAGCUACAAAACUUGAAUAAAAAUUUAUAAUAUAAAAUUUGAAUAUUUUAUUUAUAACUACAGAAAAAAGAACUAACGAUGAAAAAUAUCCAUAUAUUUUACUAGUUCUUGAAAAUAUUUCUUCAAAUGUAGGUUUUGGUGUUCCUAGAACAACCCUGCAAGUUAAAGGAAGAGAUAAAAUAGCAAAAAUUGAUUUAUUCAAAUUAAGGAGUUCAAGCAGUUUGAAUGGUUAGUAAGAAUUUGUUUAUAAAAUAUUGUUGUUAGAUGCUGAUUUCUGACGAGUAUGUACAACAAAAUUUCAAGGCCUACGAUUACGUUUACAGGUCUACCAGGCUUUUACUCCUAAAAUAUAUUAAAACGUCCGUCAGCUAUACUAUAAUUCCUCAGGUGAAUUGGAAAUAUAAUUUGUGUGAUCUGUUGUUAGAUUGAGUAUUUUGUAUGAACGUUUGGUGCAUAUGUCUUUUAAAGUAAAAACAAUAAAAGACUAUAAACAGAU